Caenorhabditis angaria is the source of this 2083-nucleotide messenger RNA. The record is from the annotation of a GenBank genome assembly. Lineage: Eukaryota; Metazoa; Nematoda; Chromadorea; Rhabditida; Rhabditidae.
AUGCGUCUAAUUUCUAUACUUUUUUGUUUUAUUUUCUGCAUAUUCUACAGUACUCCUCAUAAUAUCAAUUAUCAACCUCAACCAGUUAGCUCAAAGUCUUCUUAUGAAUUUCAACCAACUUGUGUUUCAUGUACAGCACUUGUUUCAGUUGUUAGUUUAGUUUUAAAAUAUGAUUUCUCUGAGCCAGUUGUAUUGGAAUUAGCUACGGUUAUUUGUAAAUUAUUUGCAAAACAAAGUUGGGCAGUUUGUGAUGGAAUAUCUUCACAAUUUCGAGAUGAAUUCUUCUAUGUAUUUCGUCAAUUGGCUGCUGAAAGUCCGAGUCAAAUAUGUGGAAUUCUUUUACCGGAUUGUAGUGAUCCAACAGAUCCAUCAGAAUCUGGAUGGAUUAUUGAUUUACCGCCAAAAAUAAAGAAAUUGAACAAGCAAAGAGUUAGUCAUAUAUCAAUCAAAAUCAAAUGAUAACAUUUUUUUGAAACUUUUUUUUCCGUGUUGGGGACAUUAUAAGAGAUACAAAAAACGGUAAAGGUUUCAUUCUACAUAGGUUCACACAAAAAUAAUUUUGAACCUACAAAAAAAUCUAAUUAAAAUUUCAAAAAAUUCGACAAAAAAAGUUCUGGAAACCCCUUAAUCAAACAGAUAAAACAUGUUUCAUCAUUUUUUUUUACAGAAUUCACAAAUCAAACAAUCUGAAUCGCAAAACAUGCACAUUCUACAACUAACAGAUUUACAUGUUGAUUUUGAUUAUGUUCAUCCUUCCGAAGCUGAAUGUUCUGAUCCAGUUUGUUGUAGAAAAUUAAGUUCAUCUCCAAAAUUAUCAUCUGGUUAUUGGGGAACUGCUGCAAAAUGUGAUAUUCCAUUCUGGACUGUUGAAAAUAUGUUAUCACAUAUCAAUUCAACACAUUCAAUUGAUUUUAUUAUUAUGACUGGAGAUUAUAUAAAUCAUGUUGAUUGGUCAUAUUCAAUUGAAGAACAUUUAUCAGUUUUGAGAAAAUUACAUAAUUUGGUCAAACAAUCAUUUCCAACAACUCCAAUAUUUUGGGCAUUGGGAAAUCACGAAGGAGUUCCUGUGAAUAGUUUUGCUCCGCAUUCUGUUGAUCAACGAUUUUGGCCAACUUGGUUAUAUAAAGAAUUUGAAACAAUGAGUAAACCAUGGUUGGAUGAUAUUUCUUAUUCAAAUAUACUUCAACGUGGAUCUUAUGCUUAUAAUAUUAUUGAUGGAUUGAAACUUAUCUCGGUUAAUACUGGAUUUUGUGAAGUUACUAAUUUGUAAGUUCUAUUUCAUAUGAAAACAAAAAUUAUAGUAAUCUGAGUCAUAAUUUCAGCUUUUUAUAUUUGAAUCAAAGUGAUCCAGAUGGAACAAUGUCUUGGUUGGUAAAUGAACUUUACAAAUCAGAACAGAACGAUGAAAAAGUAUAUAUUUUGGCUCAUAUUCCACCAGGAAAUUCGGAAUGUUUAGAAGGAUGGGCUCGUAAUUAUUAUCGAGUUAUUCAAAGAUUUCAUGAAAUUAUUGAAGCACAAUUUUUUGGACAUGAUCAUGUUGAUUAUUUUACUUUGUUUUUCGAAGAUAUGAAUGAUGUUAAUUCAAAACCGAUAAGCGUUGGAUAUGCAGCUCCAAGUGUAACAACAUUUGAAUAUCAGAAUCCGGCAUAUCGAAUUUAUGAAAUGAAUCCAGAAGAUAAAUUUGUACGUUUUUCUGAUCUGUUUUUUGAAGAUGUUUUCGUUGUUUCAGAAAAUCAUCGAUUUCACAACAUAUUCUGCGAAUUUGGCGGAAUCUUCUGAUGAUAAACCACCAAAAUGGGAGAAAUUGUAUUCUGCUCAAGAAGCUUAUAAUAUUCCAGAUAUUUCGCCAAGUUCUUGGAAUAAAGUGGCUCAUAGAAUUUUCAAAAGUCAAAAGAAAAGAGAGCAGUUCUUAAGGUAAACAAAAACUCACAACCUUCUAAAUUUUGACAAUUUGUUUUUUUUUUUUAGAAAUGCUUAUCGAACUUCAAAUCCAAAAUGCGACUUAUCAUGCCAAUAUCAACUUUUAUGCAAUCUUCGAAUGGGACAUCAUAAUUCUUCAUUGUAUUGUCCUUCAAAAAUGUAA